AUGAAGACCAACGCAUAUUAUCGAGGUUCCAGUGUCGGAAAAUACACGGUGGGUACCGUAGACCAGGCAAUCAAAGAUAAAAAAAUUUUCAGUGAAAAGGCCAAAAUGCCUGCUGAAGUACGAAAGGUGUUGUUGGAUCACGGAUGGAUUAGCAAACACCCUCUUGACGGUGGGGCAAUAAGUGAGUGCAUACUCUCAUAUUCGAUCAAAAAUAUUAACUUCAAAGAAACAAUGUGAUAGGUUCGAUGUGUAUUUAGAUAGCUUUCAAGUUUACACUAUCUUUAGUGGUUUCAAGAACGUUUUUGAUUUGGCUGACUAUAAUUUCCUCAUUUCUACGCAUGAAUACUUUGGAGUCGGUAACUCUUUCUUGUGUGGUGACAUUCUAUCUAUCAUGUAAAAUAUACUUGUUCCAGUAAAUAUGGUUUCUAAUAUGUCCCUAGCAAUCUGUGAUGUGUCUCAGAGCUCAGAGAUGUUUCUGUGUUACCCCAGUGCUCUACUUGGUAUCUUUCGUAAUAUUUAUAAAUGAGUGUUAUUCGGUUAAACGUAUUCGUAGGAAUCUGAAAUAUCAAUUAAAUAUUUAUAUUAUACCUUUUCUAAACGUAGAUAAAUUUUUAAACCAUGUUUGAAAUAUUUAUAGAUAUAUUAAAUUUUAAAAUAUGUUUGGUGUUUUUUUAUAUGCAUAUAUAUAUUUUGUGUGUGAGCAGCCUAAGAUUUGGUUUAAAGCCUUGGUUUAAAUUUUAAUCUUAAAAUUCCAAGAGACCUUUUUUAUUGCCUUUCGGAUCCAGUUGCUCAGUAAGAAAAUUGUUUUUUAAUUACUGUGUAGUUUUCUUAAUAAUUGUUCAUAGUAGGAAAGUUUACUCCAUUAGUGGUUUUGUUAUCUUUUAUUUUGAUUUUAGUUAAAAUUAUUUGUAAAAAUUUGACAUUUUGACAGAAAACGUAUAUGAAACAAUUGUAGUUAAACCAGCGAGCAAUUUUUUCGAUUUUUUUUUUUUUUUGAACUAUAGGUAAAUUAACGUUUUAAAAAUGAUAGCGCAAACGAAAAUUUUGGCUGAUCAAUAGUUUUCACAACAAAUGAAAGGAAAAAUCUAGGAAAAACAGGAAAAUAGGUACAAUAUUAAACAAAUAUUUUUUAAGAAAAUAUAUAAUACUUAUGUAAUUAUUAUAUCAUAAUAUGUCAUAUAGAUUGUUGACAAAGCAACACUAUCAAUCGAACUUCGUUCAGAAUAGUUUUUCCGUUAGCAAUAGUUAGUCAUUUCUUACAGAUAUAUUGGGUAAUCAAUGUAUCGUAAGACACUCGGUAUCUCUGAAAGUAUUAACUUUUUCCGAAAUUUGUUUUUUAGAAUAUUUAAGAAACAUGCUGUUCUACAAUUUCAUUUUUUAUGUUAUUUUUUGUCACCCUUAUUUUUGUGGAUAAAACCACUACCUACUUUUGAUUUUCAAAUAGCAACCUUUAUUAAAAAUUCCAUAAAUAGAUAUAGUACUAUUUAAAAUAAAUGUAAGUGUUGAUAUUUUUGUUUUCCGUCAAUCCAUUGAUGAGAUAUUCCACUUUUAAAUUUGGGUUGGAGGAGAAUAGUGGUGUAUCAUUUGUGUGGCGGUACGGUGCGCGGUGUGUUAAUAAUGCACCAUUACUCUCCCCCAACCAAAACAAUAACAAAAAUAUAAAAUUAUAAAGCAGCUUGUUUCUGAAAUGUUCUAGAAAAUAAAUUCUGGAAAAAGAUAAUACUUUCAGAAACAAUGAGUGUCUCAUGAUAGAAUGAUCACCCCGUACAUUGAAAUAAUACCUAUUAUAGUGGCUGCACCUGUCUCCAUCAUCCUAGGACCGCUUUUUUUACUUUACUUUAUGGCAAUGUUUAUAUACUUUGAUCAGCUCCCCUCGAAAUAAAAUUCUGGAUACGCGCCUAAGCAAUGGUAAAUCGUCAUUUACAGUUAUAAAUUAAUCAACUUUAUGUGUCCUACCUUUUCCAACUUCCCACCAUCAGUGGCACACUCAUCAGCAUUACAGUGGUAAGGCCAGGAAAUUGAAGGCCAACAAUUAUAACGUAGGGCCAAAAAAAAAAAAACCAAUACCGAUAGCUCCAAUAGGUAAAUAUUAAUAUUAAUAAACUAUUAAAUAUAGACCAUAUAUAAAACACAUUCAAUAUAAUCGAUGUGUAUUACAAACAAAACUACUUCAACAACCAAAUAUAGAAAUAUUUUGAACCUGUAUAAUAACUAUAAUAAUGAAUUCUAUCAUCGUCACCAAUUUAAGUGGACUAUCUUAUUAGACGCUUAGAUGGUAUAGCUGAAAUUGUUCACAUACACCAUUAACAUAGAAAUGUAGGAACAAUAAAUAGGAACAUUUAAGUAUGAGAAAAUAGUUUUUAAAUUAUAAAUUUGGCAUAAUAUACUUUUAGGAAUUCGAAAAAAAAUUAAAAUACAUCUUAUUUUUAAAAUAAUAAUGAUUAGAUGAAAGCAAAUUAAAUUAAAAUAAUCAAUAACUGAAACUUAAAUACACUAUUUCAUAGAAUAUUUAAUUUUUUAAUAAAAAUAGAAAUUAACAAAAGAAUUUAAUUGAAAAAGUUUAUUUAAAUGCAUACAAAAAUGUUAAGUUAAAAUCCAGGCUAUGUCGAUUAAAUUUAUAUCUUAAUAAGAAUUAGUUCUGAUAAUUGAAAAAAUUGCAAAUAAUAUAAUAAGUCAAACUCGUAAAAUCAUAGUUUUAAAUAUAAAUUUAGACAAAAUGUACCUUUAUUAAAACCUUAACCUAUUUUAUAAUAAUUAACUCAUUUAAUUAAAAAUAAAAAAUAAAUGUAUAUUAUAGGUAGGUAAUACAGCAAUACAAUAUAAUAUUCACAAUGCCACAAUACUUAAUAGCGAAUCGCAAAUGCGCUGCUAUCUACAGCACUGCACACUUAACAAGUGAAUAAUAUGAAUAUAUUAAGUUGAUAACAAAUUACAACAGUACAAUGAAUCAUAAUUUUAAAAAUAAUUGAUAAUGCGUACAAUGUAGCAACUCUAUUAUUGAUAUCUUUUUAUAGAUACACGGUGGAUUUACUCAAGUAGCCAUAUGUGUAUAUUUAUAAUAUUAUAAUUAUAUUAUUAUGCCUAUACAGUGGUAAUACCAAUAAAUUAUAAAUACAAGUAGGUUCUAGGAGUGUUAUUAAUUAUCAUAUAAUAGACAGUAGUAUAUUAAUCUAAGUUACAAAUACCAUUAUCAUCUGCUUACAUAAAAUGAUUAUAUUAUUAUGUCAAAGGCCAGGCCAAUGGUAAGGCCAUUAGUAGAGCCAGGAAUUUAUAAGGAGAGCCAUUGCUCUACCUGGCCCGUCUCUGUUACCGUUACUGUAUCUAUUUUCUUUUGCAUAAAGAUCUUAUCUUUGAGAUGAAUCUUAAAUCAUGUACAAUAAUGGAUGGCGCCACAUCUUAAUAUUUUGAUGUACAUGUUAGCGAUAAGUCACCAGGUGAGUAGUCUUUAGUACGCAUGCCUACCAGUGGCUAGUCGCAUAUUUACCUUAAUGCCUUAAUAUGAUGUGAUAAAUAUUAAAAAUUAUUAAUUAUAAACAUUUGAAUGAAUUAAAACUUGAAUUUAUUGAGUUGGUAAUAUACUGAAAUCUAUAUAAAGCACCUAUAAUACAUUAUAGAUAAGAACAAAAUAUAUAUGUUGAUAAUUUGAGAUAAAUAUGCGACUAGUUACUGGCGUGCAUGCGUACUAAAGGCUACUCACCUGGCGACUUUUGGCUUACAUGUACAUCAUCGAUAUUAUAUGUAAUCUAUAGACUGUGGCUCUAUCUAUUGUGUAUGAUCUAAGGGAUGAACCGCCACUGACUUAAUAACCUAUACCUACCUAUACCUGCCUAUACAUGGAUUUUAGACAAGGAUUCGGUUUUUUCUUUACACAAAAAUCACGAACGAGUCAAGACGGUGGUCAAACGAUAUGACUCUGGACUGAUUUGGAUGGACAGUCAACGAUGCGAAGUCAACUGGUUAACGUUACAUCCGUCCAUCAUUAUCAACCGAUUUCCUAGGGACGAGAGUGGCCCGCUAAAAUUAUGCGAGCUAAUGCCAGGGAAUGCCGCAUUCAACAAUUACUAUCCAAGAGCGUACAUGAUUACCGCUGUCAAUGACAUCGUUGAAGAUUACUCAUUGACCGCCUGUGCGUCAUUGGUGCGCGCUUUCAUCGACGGAUAUGAAAAUGAAAAAAUAUUAAACUCACCCAAUAAUAGUAAAGUAAGUUGAACGAUGUGUUAUUUGCAUAACGAAGGAAUGUGUUAGUUUUACUUUGAUUUACUAGGUUUUUCUAGAUUUAAAUCUAACCAUUCUGGAGAUUUUUGAGUUACAUAUACAUAUACAACCUUUAACACUUUCGAGUUUCUUUUAGGUUUUAUUUGUUUUAAUGUGGACAAAACUGUUAAGAUAAACAGAAAUACUUGAACAUUUAAUAUGAGGUUCGUUAUAAGUUUAAUUUAGUAGUCACACAAAAAUAAAGUUAGUGUAUUUAAGUACCUUAUUUUUAAACAUUUUAAAAUCAAAUUUUAACAAAAAUCGUAAAAAUUAGGGCAUUUUAAAUAUACAUAGGCAAUCCAACUUCACUGAGAAACGUUUUUCGUUAGCAAUAGUUUAUCAUUGCGUACAGAUAUAAAUUAAGUUACUCUAUAUAUGCCGAGUCUAGAAAAUAACGACCAAAUUAAAAAUGGCAAUGGAAAAUAAUCGUAAAUUCAAACAUUUAGAUUCUGAGUGGAAUGAAAAAAGCUUAUGGUUUUACAAAGAUGUUUAUUUUUUUUCUCUGUGCAACUUUUCUAUCAAAAAUCUUGCUUUAGUUUUUAAACGUAGCACAUUUUUUGAAAAGAAAUUUGACUGGGGAGAUACUAUAGCGAGGUAAUUUUUUGAUUUUUUCCAAUAAAUGGGAAAUCCGGGAAAACCCAUUAGAAAACCGUAGGAAAAACGUGAAAAUGGGUACAAUAUUGAACAAAUUUUUAAUAUGUAUUAUUACUUUACGUUUAUAUAUUAUAUAAAAGCCAAAUACCACUCAUUCAUUGAUCGUUAUAUCUCAAAAACUAUACAACCUACGAAUUUGAAAUUUGUGAUUUGUAAUAGAAGUUUCUCUAUCAUCUAAAUGUGCAAUAAGAAAAUUUAAAAAAAUGUGUUUAAAUGAAUUAAUUAUUAAUAAUAAUAGUUCAUUGCCAAUACAUAUUAACAAUCGAGUUAUUAAUUUUUAAAACAAUCAGAAAAUACGCACAUAAAAGUAUAUAAAGGUAUUAUUUAUGUAUUUUUAUGGAUUACCAUAGUAACACGGAUAAAACAAAAAUAAAUUUAAAGGUUGUUAACAUAGACGAAUGAAAAGAAAAACGAGUGAAAUAUAAAAUAUUACAAAUAUUUGUGUUGCAAAACCGACCACGGGAAAAGCUUGGUAAUAGAGCUAGUAUUAUAUAUAUAUACAGCUAUAUAUUGUUGACAAAGUAACUACACUAUCAACUGAACUCCGCUUAGAAUCAUUUUUUCAUUAGCAAUGGUUAAUCUUUUAGGCCUAUUCUGCUGUUUUUCCAAUAAUUUUAAUUACAUAUCAAUAUUUUUUUUCCAAUCAUAUUUUCCAUUGGCCAUUUUAGAUAUUUCCAUAUUUUCUUUGCUCAUUUCUGUGCAUGGCCAUAGUUUCCUUUGGCCAGGAAAUGAAAAUUUACCUGGUCAUUAUUACUGAUUACUAAGGUUCUUUCUGACUUCCCUCUUAAUAAGUUAAUUAUCACUAAUUAAUUUACGUUAGACAUAUAUAAUUAUUUAAUAUUAAAGGUUUUCAUGAGUUAAAAAUAUAAAUUAAAUUCCCGUCUGUAGCCUACCUUCCCAACUUUCCACCUAUAACAGUGGCUGCACCCACGUGCGUAGUAUGUCCAUUCUUUUUUUUUAUUUGUAAUCUUAAUCUUUAUCGCACGAGUGUAUCUUCAAUCAAGUUUAGUACUUGAUAAAUAUGUCUGGAGCCCCCAUACAUCAAUACACGACAUGGCCUACCGGGCAAGCUCUUAAAAUAGAUAUAUUUUACAUAGUAGGCUGUCAGGCUCGAUAAAACGUCGGGCCUGGCUUAUACCGGUAGUAUCUUUCUUUUUGAAUUUAUACAUUUUUGUAUUUCUUUGUGAUGUAUAUAAGAAGAGAUAAAGUUAAACAAAUUAUAUAAUUAAUUCCAUAUUGUUUUCAGGAUAUCCAAAAAGCUUUACAUUUUGCAAUACACAAUUGCUACAAGUUAGUAAACAGUACUUACGGUGAUCAAACAUUUUCGGGCAAAGGACCGGAAUGGGAAAGUUUUUUUAAAUAUUAUUACCAAAUCACGCACAAAAAUCAGAAAUUUUUGAUUUCAAUGGAUGUCAAGGAUUUAAACUCCAUAAAGAAAUUUAGCAAACUUUUAAUAGCGAAGUUGGAAAUCCUGAGACCACAAACGGCUAUGGACGGACAUUGCAACACUUGGAUAUUGAAGUCUAAUAAACCGUCAAUUCUGUUGAAUGAGUUUGACGAAAUUUUAAAAAUGUGUGAAAAAAUAAAAUCUGAAGGCGCAACUAAUAAUUGUAUCAUACAAAAGUUUAUCGAGACUCCUUUGCUGUCAAAAAACCUAAAAUUUGACUUACAGACAUGGAUCCUAAUUUCGACUCUUGAUAACUGUGUGACCAUUUGGUUAUACCAAAUGUGUUGCAUGCAAUUUGGUUCUAAGAAGUUCAAUCUUAACAUCGAAAAAUCAAAACCUAUUCAAUAUGAAAAUUCAAAUAUACACAUACACACGUGUAAUUUAAAAAAAAUAAAAUCCUUAUUACGGUCUAUGGGGAUGAUUGAAACCAACGAUGUGCCCUUAUAUAUAACAUUAAAAAAGAAUAUCGUGUCGUCCGUGGUGGCCACAGUGGACGUUCUAAAUUUAAGACCCAAUUCAUUUGAGCUAUUUCAAGCAACAUUUGUAUUGGGAAGUGAUUUAAAACCUUGGCUGAUAAAAAUCAGGCCCGACCCUUGUCUGACGACGUCUCUGUACAACUAUAAAAUGUCCACGUUUAUGAGUGGUAUAGCGACGAGCCUCGCUAAAAUUAUAAUUAAAAAAAAUCUAGCGUGUAAGGCCAACAUAGGAUUGUUCGAUUUGGUACAUACGAGUUCGAUAACCGAUAAUCAAUAUAAACCUCGUAUGUUCAUCGACAGGCCGAUUUACAACCAUGGCGUCAAAAUUCGAUCACAAAAAAAAAUACAUACAUACAAACAAUUAUCGUUGUGCCAACAUCAUAACAUUGAUGAUAGUAAUAUAAAAACAUAUGUUGAAAGCAUUAAAGAUGAAGACAUUUACAUACCGAUGCGUACUGACGUAUUGAGUGAUACAUUUACAAAAAAACUCAACAUGGAACUAAAACAUUGGAAGGACCGUUUAAAUUCAGGAUCAAAGAUUGAUGUGCACGUGGCCAAAUAUUAUUUGUCAUUAUUAGAUCAAUGGAAAACGAGAUUUAGGGCAGCUCAACAUUUUUUCAAAUCUCCAAUACAGUUUCAAAAUAACUUAAUCAAAUCAUAA
This is a messenger RNA of Cinara cedri, 7492 nucleotides long. The record is from the annotation of a GenBank genome assembly. Lineage: Eukaryota; Metazoa; Arthropoda; Insecta; Hemiptera; Aphididae.